Messenger RNA from Phytophthora nicotianae INRA-310, 566 nucleotides. RefSeq lists its product as hypothetical. Bases 79 to 348 code for a protein of 89 amino acids. NCBI's taxonomy places the organism in Eukaryota, Oomycota, Peronosporomycetes, Peronosporales, Peronosporaceae. The transcript is spliced from 3 exons. The record is from RefSeq and is a predicted model, not a curated record.
CACAACUUAAUAAUUAAAGAGCAACUUUAUUCUACCACUUUUUACAGCCUCUCGCCAACCAGCAUCUCCCAGCCAGACAUGCUGUGCUCGCGCUUGCUCUCCGUCGUGACCAAGAGCGCGUCGGCACCCGCCUCGCUGCUCCCCUCCAUUGCCGCUCGUCCGGCAGUCGCCGUCGCUGGUGUACGCAGCGUGCCGUCAACUGUCAACUGGUUCGCCGCUGAGGAGACUCCUAUCGCCAUGGAGCUGCUUAACCGCAACGCUCGUCGCCCCAAGAAGGCCAACCAUGGCAAGCGUCCAUGCUCACACCACCGCCGCCGUCAGAAACGACUUGGAGCCAAGAAGGCAUAGAGGACUAGUGUCAACUGUGUCAUCAACGCUGCACCUAGACAGACCCUCCCUUUGAAGCAGUUAAUAGUAUGCGCGGGCUUGCUCCACGUCCUUCAUUGUCCAGCAACCUGUUGCAAUUGUGAAGACGUACGCGGAUAGACUUUGAAGCCACGUUGACACACAUCUACAUUUAGUAUUGGUUUGCCCUAUCCUAUGCUACACUCGACACUUUGGUUCCA